Molecule: messenger RNA, 3527 nt
Organism: Carlito syrichta (Philippine tarsier)
Lineage: Eukaryota; Metazoa; Chordata; Mammalia; Primates; Tarsiidae
Gene: FEM1C
Product: fem-1 homolog C
Exons: 2
Coding region: 193-2046 (617 amino acids)
Molecular function (GO): protein binding
Source: RefSeq, a predicted model, not a curated record
AGUUUGGUGCUCUGGUUGUCACAUGUUGGAAGGUCGUAGAACAGAACAUACUCUCCGUGGUUUUCUAUCUGUUCUGGGGUGCAGCGAUUAACAUUGAACUUUGGUUCCUGUAACUCUUGCCUGUGUCGAUAGAGUUAAGCUGGAUCUCUGCUUUGAAGGAUAAAUAAAGCACAGCCUCUCAACUGGACAUAAAUGGAUCUAAAGACAGCAGUAUUUAAUGCAGCUCGGGAUGGCAAACUCCGGCUUCUCACCAAGUUGUUGGCAAGCAAAUCCAAAGAGGAGGUUUCCUCCUUGAUCUCUGAAAAAACAAACGGGGCCACGCCACUCUUGAUGGCCGCCAGGUAUGGGCACCUUGACAUGGUGGAAUUCCUCCUAGAGCAAUGUAGUGCCUCCAUAGAAGUCGGGGGCUCCGUCAAUUUUGAUGGCGAAACCAUUGAGGGGGCCCCCCCUUUAUGGGCCGCUUCUGCAGCAGGACAUCUGAAGGUAGUCCAGUCUUUGUUAAAUCAUGGAGCAUCUGUCAACAACACGACUUUAACCAAUUCAACUCCUCUUCGCGCUGCGUGUUUUGAUGGCCACUUGGAAAUAGUGAAGUACCUUGUAGAACACAAAGCUGAUUUGGAAGUUUCAAACCGACAUGGGCAUACGUGCUUGAUGAUUUCAUGUUACAAAGGUCAUAAGGAGAUUGCUCAGUAUUUACUUGAAAAGGGGGCAGAUGUUAAUAGAAAAAGUGUUAAAGGUAAUACAGCAUUGCAUGAUUGUGCAGAAUCUGGAAGUUUGGACAUCAUGAAGAUGCUUCUUAUGUAUUGUGCCAAGAUGGAAAAGGAUGGUUAUGGAAUGACUCCCCUUCUCUCAGCAAGUGUGACUGGUCACACAAAUAUUGUGGAUUUUCUGACACAUCAUGCACAGACCAGCAAGACAGAACGUAUCAAUGCUCUAGAGCUUCUGGGAGCUACAUUUGUAGACAAAAAAAGAGAUCUACUUGGGGCUUUGAAAUACUGGAAAAAGGCAAUGAACAUGAGGUACAGUGACAGGACUAAUAUAAUUAGUAAACCAGUACCACAGACACUAAUAAUGGCUUAUGAUUAUGCCAAGGAGGUAAACAGUGCAGAAGAGUUAGAAGGUCUUAUUGCUGAUCCUGAUGAGAUGAGAAUGCAGGCACUGUUAAUUAGAGAACGUAUUCUUGGUCCUUCUCAUCCUGAUACCUCUUACUAUAUUAGAUAUAGAGGCGCUGUCUAUGCAGACUCUGGAAAUUUCAAACGAUGCAUCAACCUAUGGAAGUACGCUUUGGAUAUGCAGCAGAACAAUUUGGACCCUUUAAGCCCAAUGACCGCCAGCAGCUUAUUAUCUUUUGCAGAACUGUUCUCCUUUAUGCUACAGGAUAGGGCUAAAGGUCUUCUGGGAACUACUGUUACAUUUGAUGAUCUUAUGGGCAUACUGUGCAAAAGCGUCCUUGAAAUAGAGCGAGCUAUCAAACAAACUCAGUGUCCAGCUGAUCCAUUACAGUUAAAUAAGGCUCUUUCCAUCAUUUUGCACUUAAUUUGCUUGUUAGAAAAAGUUCCUUGUACUGUAGAACAGGACCAUUUCAAAAAGCAGACUAUAUACAGGUUUCUUAAGCUGCAUCCGAGGGGAAAGAAUAACUUCAGCCCUCUUCAUCUGGCUGUGGACAAGAAUACUACAUGUGUAGGGCGUUAUCCUGUUUGUAAAUUUCCAUCACUGCAAGUUACUGCAAUACUGAUAGAAUGUGGUGCUGAUGUGAAUGUCAGAGACUCCGAUGACAACAGUCCCCUACAUAUCGCUGCUCUUAACAACCAUCCAGACAUCAUGAAUCUCCUUAUUAAAUCAGGUGCACAUUUUGAUGCCACAAACUUGCACAAACAAACUGCUAGUGACUUGCUGGACGAGAAGGAAAUAGCUAAAAAUUUGAUUCAGCCCAUAAAUCAUACCACAUUGCAGUGUCUUGCUGCUCGUGUCAUAGUGAAUCAUAGAAUAUAUUAUAAAGGGCACAUCCCAGAAAAGCUAGAGACCUUUGUUUCACUUCAUAGAUGAUAAUUUGACUGUAUUUUAGCACUGUUAAAGCACGAAUUGGUAACAGUUGUUUCAUGAAUGAGCACUGUUGUGAUAACACCAGCAUUCAUUUAGCUUGAUAUCAUCGUGCUCUCAUUGGCUAAAACAUUAUAAGCAUCAAAUUUACAAGAUUGGUUUCCCAGUAUUUAAUAUAUAUAUAUAUACCAUAUAAUAUAUUGUUUGUGAAUUAUUGAGAAAUGUAUUGUCGUAUUCAAAUUUCUAAAAUUGUCUGCCAAAGGCUUAUUCAUUCUGGUUUUGUUUGCUGUUGGGUGUUUGGGACAAAGUUAACCAUUUUUCAGUGGUGUCUUAAUACUUUACUGGUUUGUGAAUUUUAUACAGUUGAAGGUCUUUUUUUUUUUCCCUGCUUCUUUCUUCUCUCCUCCAAACUUCUUCCCUGUUUCCACUUUAUUUUUUUCUAACCAUUUCUACUACAGUUUCCCCCUCUUACCAACCCAUGCUAGGUUGUAUAAACUUUAUGAACUUGUUACCAUUUGCAGUUACCAUAAGUGCUUUAUCUUCUCUAUGCACCGGCUUAAACUUGACUGUUGUAUGUUAGCAUAUUUUCUAUGCAGCAGUUGGUCAACUUCAACUCAAAACAGUUUUCUUAAGUUUGUUACAAAUUUCAUUUUAUGAAAGUACUCUUAUAGCAUGACAUUUUUAGAGCUGCAGGUUAGCUAUCUUAGCUCAAGCUUUUUUGUUUGUUUUUUCUUAACUUUUGAGGUUUCUUUCUCUAACCCACUGAAAUUAUUGUGUGCUAAAUUUGGGAAACAAAUCUAUUUUAACUCAUUAACCCAGUUGAAAUUUAGGUCUGUCAUCUUAAUAUAUCAUGCAGUAAAAGGAAGAAUCCUUCCAAAGUGACCCACCUUUCAUGCUGCUCCAGCAUUGUCCUGCUUGUGCUGAUGGUGUGACUAGGUGUAGAGAAUUUGCUUAAAUUUAACUUCCAAGUUUAUCACACAGCUUAACAAAUCACAUUGAAAUAUUCAGUAAUUGAACUGCAAAUCACUUUUAGUUACAAAAAGAGCUGAAGCAUGUCAGUGGCAUGAUGCUUGCCAAGCCAGAUCUAGGCAUCUAAGAUAAUUAAGGUAUUUUAGUAUGCAAUUUACUGCCAUAGUAUCAAAGGUCAGUAACAGUGUUCUUUCUUUCUUCAAGCUUAUGUAUACCUUUAAAAAUAACUUGCAUGAAUUACUUUGGUCUCAAUUAUUUGUUACCCUAGUUAAACACAAAAGGUUGCAGUGCUUCUCUCUCUCUUUUCUUUCUCUCCUCUCUUUCUGUCUCAGAUUUGCUAAUGCCACAGAAAGGGCUCUUUUAACUUAAGAUAAGUGAAAAGUACUAAAAACGAUUCAGGUAAUUAUCAUGCAGCACUUUAUUGUAAUUCAGAAUAAAAUUUAUGAUGGCAUAUUUGCCCUACAAAUGUCUUAAUGAAAUUGUUCUGAAUAAAAAGCUCCUUAUUGAUUUCAGAAAAA